AUGGGAAAGAUUGCGGUGGGGUGGCCUCGCCCGGGACAGCUUCGCCUUUCCGAGAACCCGGGCGCAGGAGAUGGAGAGGUGAACCCCGCGCUGCCCCGCCGGGGGAGGCCGGGACCGGGAAAUCCCCCUGGGUGCCUGGUGCACAGCGCGUUGUUUCGGUACUACUGUAAAAUGUCCAAUCGAUGCCGGCUGUUGUCAGACUUUCGAAUGCAUACAACUCACGAACCGUUCAGAUGUGGCUCGCUCUUUCGCCGCAGCGGACGGGAGCAGUUUCAUGGCCUCGGGUCUAUGUACUGCAGAGGAGCAGCUGCUGUGAUCCUCACGUAUGAUGUGAACAGCCUCCAAAGCCUGACAGAGCUGGAAGAAAGAUUCUUGGCACUGACAGACAGUGCGAGUGCUGACUGCAUUUUUGCUAUUGUUGGAAAUAAAGUUGACCUCUCCGAUGACUCUGCUUUACCGCCGGAUGAAAGUAGACCUGAGAAGUCUGUUGCUAGCUGUGGCUCGAAGGUGCGAAAGCAAGUCCGUGCAGAGGAUGCGAUUGCGCUCUAUAAAAAGAUACUGAAAUACAAAAUGCUAGAUGAGAAGGAUGUUCCAGCAGCUGAGAAAAUGUGCUUUGAGACCAGUGCAAAAACAGGAUACAAGGUGGACUACCUCUUUGAAACUGUGUUUGAGAUGGUAGUCCCCAUAAUUGUACGGCAGAAAGCUGAGGGGCCACCGCAAACUGUAGACAUUACCGACUACAAGCCAGCAAAAAGGACGAAGUCUGGUUGUUGUGCCUGA
Molecule: messenger RNA, 780 nt
Organism: Pygoscelis adeliae (Adelie penguin)
Lineage: Eukaryota; Metazoa; Chordata; Aves; Sphenisciformes; Spheniscidae
Gene: RAB20
Product: RAB20, member RAS oncogene family
Exons: 3
Coding region: 1-780 (259 amino acids)
Biological process (GO): regulation of vacuole fusion, non-autophagic
Cellular component (GO): phagocytic vesicle; late endosome; vacuole
Molecular function (GO): GTPase activity; GTP binding
Source: RefSeq, a predicted model, not a curated record